Molecule: messenger RNA, 858 nt
Organism: Penaeus monodon (black tiger shrimp)
Lineage: Eukaryota; Metazoa; Arthropoda; Malacostraca; Decapoda; Penaeidae
Exons: 5
Coding region: 1-858 (285 amino acids)
Source: RefSeq, a predicted model, not a curated record
AUGUUGCGCACGGUCUCUGUCUCGUCGUCUCUGUUCAAGCUUCUUGUCUCAUAUGUCCUGACUUCCUCAGAUGACCUGGCUAAGGAGAAGCUAGAGAAAGGGCUACAAGAUGCAGACGAGACACGAGGGCGACGCAGAAGACUAGAGAUGUUGCCAAGUGGGAGUACAAGUGGCAGAACAAGUGGAAAAGCAAGUGGAAGCAUAAGUGGAGAAACCAACGGAAUAACAAGUGGAAGAGCAAGUGGGAGAGCCAACGGAAGAACAAGUGGAAGAGCCAGUGGAAGAGCCAGUGGCAGAACGAGUGGAAAAGCAAGUGGAGGAGCCAGCGCAGGAGCCAGCGGAGGAGCCAGCGGAGGAGCCAGCGGAGGAGCCAGCGGAGGAGCCAGCGGAGGAGCCAGCGGAGGAGCCAGCGGAGGAGCCAGCGGAGGAGCCAGCGGAGGAGCCAGCGGAGGAGCCAGCGGAGGAGCCAGCGGAGGAGCCAGCGGAGGAGCCAGCGGAGGAGCCAGCGGAGGAACCAGCGGAAAUCGGGCUCCGGAGCGCUCGCGGGCGUCAUCGGGAGCUGCAACGGCGUCUCGCGUAGGCCUACGGCGGCUGCAGGAGGGCGAGUGGAUUGUGCUCCUUCCGAAGGACUUACGACACUUGACGGAUCCUCGGAUCACUUCCGAUCGCCGAGACAUCCGCGAGAGGGAUCAAGGGGACGGUAAUCCUGGGUUGUAUAGCGAAGACACAAAAAGAACAAUGCAGUAUUGUCAGAUCGAAGACUCCUCCAUGGCAAGGAAGAGACACUGCAUAAGACGAACUGCUGUCCCGUCCAACUAUAGGGCUAUUUCGGUUUACAAUGCAGAUGCUCAUGGAUAG